AUGACUUCCGACAGUCAGCAAGACUCUACCACUAUCAGAUUCCGCCGCAUAGGCCAAGGUUUCUGUGGAUCAGUAUGGGCAGCCGAAGAGGGCACCAUGGCGAUGAAAAGAGAGGAUGGCGGUCCGGGACGGUCUCUUCUCAACGAUUACAAAAUGCACGAACUGGUACUCGACGCUGUCUCAGAGAAGAAGCUCAGUGUGUGCGUUCCACGAUGGCCGAAAUUCGUCAAAAACGACGACCGCUGCUGGUGGAACACCAAUCUCUCCAGCUUCCCAGCCGACUACACUACCUGCAAUGUCCUCUGCAGCGAACGCAUACCACCACUGCCGCAGGAGGUCAGACAUCGCCUCAUCGAUCGAUACUGUCCGCCCGCCUCCGUCUCGACGAUCAAGGCCAACGACGCUGACCGAGACUGCUUGGUACGCCCUUAUCUAGGCCGACGAAAGAUCCAGAACGAAGCCCGGAGAGGACGGAACUUCUUCUCCCUGCGGAACUAUCCCUUGCACCUUAACCAGGCAGAGGACCUCGGGCUUCCUAUUCUGGAGUAUGCGCGUGCCAUGGCCGACACACUCGCCAUAAUGCACUGGAUGGCCAGGAUUGACGCCAAUGAUGUUGAGUUUGUGCUCGGGGGCGUUCGAACGAAAUCGGAUUCGGAACUCGCGAGCGAUCACGGCGAGUACAUACACGACUUUUUGGGAACUCACUCAAUGUGGGUUCUGGACUUUGACUGCUGCAGGCCGAUGACCAUGGACGACGCCGGCAUCGACCAAGCUGCUCGUGCAUUCAUGAGAAACGAUCCCUUCUUCCCCCGCCCGACAACCGGCACAGAAUCCCCGGACAGCACUCUGUGGACUGAGUUUCGAAAUAGAUAUCUCGAGUCCAGUAAGAACAUUGUCCCUGGUUCCUGCUUGGCCUAUCUCAAUUUACCCGGGAAAUUUAUUGCACGGGUUGUGGAAAUGCACGAGCAUGGCACGGACAGAAAGCCGCAGUGA
This is a messenger RNA of Exophiala dermatitidis NIH/UT8656, 993 nucleotides long. RefSeq lists its product as uncharacterized. Lineage: Eukaryota; Fungi; Ascomycota; Eurotiomycetes; Chaetothyriales; Herpotrichiellaceae. Bases 1 to 993 code for a protein of 330 amino acids. The record is from RefSeq and is a predicted model, not a curated record. The transcript has a single exon.